UAGUGUGUUUAAAACAAUUUAUAAGUCGACAGAGGAAAAUGGACUUACAUUUAAGGGCAACAUUGAUUUAUUUUUUAUUGUCAAUGUGUGGUGCGAUUAGUGUCGCCACCUCGGGAACAAGUGACGGAACUACAAGCCUCCCUGUGUCCGUGGCAAACAAGAGUACUGUCGGAACCACUGUAGCUGUGGCCAGCCAGUCGACCACGAACCUUUCAGCAUCCGGGAUAAACCAAAUCAACCAUGGCACUGUAAAUAAUACAUCAACUCCAGUUAACACAAACUUUUUUGAUAAUAUCCAAAAAUUCCUUCAAAAUUCUCAGGUUGCCAAUCUUAUUCAGAAACAAAUCGGAGAUUUCAUUAAAUCUAACAAUGUGUCGUUUCCUAUCUCUAUCAUGACCCCUGAAAAUCUACAGAAAGUCCUCCAGUUACUAGGACCAGGUUCUGGCUCCACCAACCUACAAGGACUUUCUCAAUAUGCGGGAUUGCUCGGGGACAUCUCAAACGAAAUCCGGAAUGUCACUGAGGAAUUGGAACAAAACAUUGGUCCUCAGUGCUACAGCCACUUACAAUUUCUUGUCUCGGAACUCAUGAAAAGGGAACAAUGGGCGAUAAAAAUGAUAGAUGCGACAGGCAAGAUUCCGUCCGGAUUGCUGGAAGGAAACAUGGUUUGGCCAGGUUCCUAUGAUGAAUGCCUAAAUGUGAAUGUUGCCGGGAAGUUUGAUGGGCAAUACUGUACAGCUACUCUUUCCCUCGCAUCAAGUUUGGGAUCCAUUUUUCCGAUGGCAGCGAUGAUAGACUUACGUAUGGGUGUGUGUAUGCCGGAUAGCUGUACCGCACAGGAAACCAAAACCGUAUUGAAUACUCUUUUUGGUUUGCUGCCUCUGGGUGAGAACAAGCUCCAAGCUUCUAAAAUCCAAUGUUCCGAGCGUGCAGAGUACGACGAUUUGGCAAUAGGAGGACUUACAAUGUGCGGGGUGUUUGUUGUCCUGAUGACGCUAUCAACCUUGUUCGAUGUUAUGUACAAUCAGCACCAGAACAAACCUAACGAGACGGCCCCGCAGGAGAAUGGAGUUUCUCCAGAGAGUAAAUACCAGGUUAACGGGGACGUGAAACCUACAAAACCGAAACAACCAGGCAUAAUGGCGAGGCUUGCCAUGACAUUUUCUGUGUACACUAAUGGCCGAAAGUUGAUGAGCACAGAACAGGGAGGUGGCACUCUUGGAGCUAUCAACGGAAUUCGUUUCCUGAGUAUUUCCUGGGUGGUCCUUGGACAUUCAUUUUCUUCCGGUCUGAAUAAUCUUCAAAACCCAACUUUUAUUCAGAAUUUUUUGAGUAACUGGACAUCUAUGCCUAUGGUCAAUGGUCUUCUGUCUGUGGACUCAUUCUUCACACUCAGUGGACUUCUGGUGUCCUACCUGUUCAUGAAGGAGAUGAAAAGAGAGAAGGGGCGUAUCAACUGGUUCAUGUUCUACUUCCAUCGAAUCUGGAGGCUAACACCAGCUUACAUGUUGGUGCUAUUUUUCGAUGUUUCACUCUUCCGUUAUUUCGGUGACGGACCCUUCUGGGCUAAAGAGGGAAUUGAGCCCUUUUGUAAAGAUACCUGGUGGACAAAUAUCCUCUAUAUCAACAAUGUCUACAGGAGGAGGGAAAUGUGUUUCGGUUGGUCGUGGUAUCUGGCCAAUGACAUGCAGUUUUAUGUGGUGAGCCCACUCCUUCUGGUGCCCCUUUAUUUCUCCAAGAAGAUUGGACUUUUUGUCAAUGCUUUGGCCUUAUUGGGGAUCACAAUAGCUACCGGAGUUAUAUCAGGACACUACGAGCUAUAUCCGUCCAUGUAUACUGGUGACUUCACACAAAUGAUGAUAAAUUUGGAUCACUACUUUUACGACUACUAUAUUGUUCCUUGGUGUCGCAUGGGACCUUAUAUCGUUGGCAUAGUAACCGGGUACAUCAUCUACCGCACUGAUGGCAAAUUCAAAAUACCAAAGGGCAUGAAUGUGUUGAUUUGGAUCGCCAUAGCCGUGGCCGCGUGUCUGGUGGUGUACGGAAUUAACGGUCCCGUCAAUGGACAUAGCUGGAGUAACGGUGUAAACGCCCUCUACAACGCCGUGCAUCGCUCCGUGUGGGGAAUGUGUGUUUGCUGGGUUAUCUUUGCCUGUGUCACGGGAAAUGGAGGUAUCGUUAACGACUUUCUGUCGUGGAAGCUGUUCGUCCCCCUCGGUAGACUUAGCUAUUGUAUCUAUCUGACACACAUACUCGUUCUACAGCAUUACCUGCAAAGCUUGCGCCAACCAAUUUAUGGCACGACUUUGGAAUUCACUUUCAUUUUCCUUGGAACAUUAUUACUAUCGCUCCUGGUGUCCAUUGUCGCCUCCUUGGCUUUCGAGGCUCCAAUGAUGGCCUUGGAGAAAGUCAUCUUCCGACGAGGCAAAAAAUAAAACAUACACACAUUUCGGGAAAAGAAUAUUAGAAGUAAUAGUUUAUCAAGAGGAUUCGAAGUGCUGUCCGUCAUGUCAGGAAUGCGAUGAUAAUACGUCUAUCUUUGACAGUUUAAUUUUACGUAUUUUGUAGUGAUUUAUCAUUAAAAUACCCGCUCUUUGACA
This is a messenger RNA of Pecten maximus, 2600 nucleotides long. Its product is annotated as nose resistant to fluoxetine protein 6-like. The transcript has 15 exons. Lineage: Eukaryota; Metazoa; Mollusca; Bivalvia; Pectinida; Pectinidae. Gene Ontology annotation, molecular function: acyltransferase activity, transferring groups other than amino-acyl groups. The record is from RefSeq and is a predicted model, not a curated record. Bases 39 to 2435 code for a protein of 798 amino acids.